This is a messenger RNA of Nelumbo nucifera (sacred lotus), 1723 nucleotides long. RefSeq names its product cytochrome P450 734A1-like. Gene Ontology annotation, molecular function: iron ion binding; oxidoreductase activity, acting on paired donors, with incorporation or reduction of molecular oxygen; heme binding. NCBI's taxonomy places the organism in Eukaryota, Viridiplantae, Streptophyta, Magnoliopsida, Proteales, Nelumbonaceae. The record is from RefSeq and is a predicted model, not a curated record.
GGAGAGAUGGAGCCUCUUUAUCAGCUACUGAUCAAACCUCUUAGCUUAGCCAUGACAAUCCUUCUCAGCUUCGUGCUCUGGAAAGCAUUCUUCAUAUGCUGGGUUCUGCCCACUCGAGCAUAUAAUAAGCUCCGAAAGAGUGGUUUCGGAGGUCCCAUUCCAUGUUUUCCUCUGGGGAACAUCAGAGAAAUGACGAUGACCAAGAAGAAGAUUCGCUCUUCUUCACCUUCUUUGGAAUACAUCAGCCAUGAUAUCUACCCAAUUAUUUUUCCCUAUUUUUCUCAGUGGAGAGAAUUACACGGAAAAGUUUUCGUCUAUUGGCUUGGCAUUGAGCCAUUCUUAUAUAUUGCAGAUCCUGAGUUUCUAACACAGAUGUCUUCAGGCGUUAUAGGCAAGAAGUGGGGAAAGCCUAAUGUGUUUAAACAGGACAGGAAACCCUUGUUUGGAAAUGGACUUCUUAUGGUGGAAGGAGAUAACUGGGUUCACCACAGGCACACUAUAACACCUGUAUUCUUGCCAAACAACUUGAAGGCUAUGGGAAGCAUGAUGGUGGAGUCUGCCACUAAGAUGAUCGACCGGUGGACUAGUCUCAUCGCUUCCGGCGAGCCAGAAAUCUAUGUCGAGAAAGACAUCAUGAGAACAUAUUCAGAGAUCAUAGCUAGGGCAGCCUUCGGCGUCGACUACCGAAUCAGCCAGGAAGUGUUCACGAAAUUGAGAGCCAUGCACCUUACUCUUUUCAAGUCGAAUCGCUUGGUGGGAGUUCCCUUCAACAAUAUCGUAUACCUCAAGCAGACCAUAGAGUUGAUCAAAUUAUCCAAGGAUGUCGACCAACUGCUCUUAUCGAUGAUAACUAAUCGGAAGAUGUCUGUGGUGGAUGUGGAUCAUCCUCAACACGACUUGCUGGGAUUUCUGCUGGAAGAGAAGUCCGCCGGCGAUGGUCAACUAGGGAAAAAAUUUUCCGAUCAAGAGCUUAUCGACGAGUGCAAGACGUUCUUCUUCGCCGGCCACGAAACCACGGCGUUGGCACUGACGUGGACCUUAUUUCUGUUGGCCUUGCACCCAGAAUGGCAAAACCAGCUGAGAGAAGAAAUCAAACAAGUAGUUGGAGAUAGGCCCUUGGAUCCCACAAUGGUUGCUCAACUAAAGAAAAUGGGUUGGGUUAUGAACGAGGUUUUACGGUUAUACCCAGCGGGACCCAACAGCCAGAGGCAAGCAAGAGAAGACAUUCGAGUUGGGAAUUUUGUCAUCCCCAACGGAACCAACAUGUGGAUCGACAUAGUGGGAAUGAACCAUGAUCCAGUUCUUUGGGGAGACGACGUGAACGAGUUCAGACCAGAGAGGUUUAAGGGAGACAUAAAUGGGGGAUGCAAGUACAAAAUGGGGUUCGUGCCUUUUGGGUUUGGAGGGAGAAUGUGUGUGGGCAGGAACUUGGCCAUGAUGGAAUACAAGAUUGUUCUGACCCUCAUCCUUACUAGUUUUUCUUUCUCCCUCUCUCCUACCUAUCAUCACUCUCCUACCAUUAUGCUCUCUCUUAGACCUGCCCAUGGAUUGCCACUUAUACUUGAGCAACUCGUAUGAGAGAAUAUAUAGCUUAGAUAUGGGGCGGAUGUCUAUGUAAUAAUUAACUUGGUUCAUAUAGAAUGUCCCCCAGCUGGUUCAGUUGGUGAUGGCAAAGGGUGUAGUUACCUAGUACAAUAAAACAUCUUAUAGAAAUCAGUCUAAA